Molecule: messenger RNA, 512 nt
Organism: Apis dorsata (giant honeybee)
Lineage: Eukaryota; Metazoa; Arthropoda; Insecta; Hymenoptera; Apidae
Product: dachshund homolog 2-like
Exons: 3
Source: RefSeq, a predicted model, not a curated record
GUUCCUCGAACGGGCACAGUCCCGUGCUCAACCUGUCCAAGACGGCGGGAAGCGGAAGCGUGGGCGAGCACUCCGGAAGCGAGGCAGAGGCGUCGCACCGUUCCCAAGACGACGAGGAGGAGGACGACAAUCUGUCCGAGGACCUGGACGACGACAACGAGAAGGACGAAGAUCUGUCGGACGUGCCGGAGAACCUGCCGUUGCCCGCGCCAGGAUCGGAGAGUCCUCAGGCCCUCAACUAUUCCCAGAUCGCCUCCGCGGCGGUUGCCGUUUCACAGGGGGGCCAGGAUCCCUCGGUCUCGAGUACGGAGACCCUGCUCAGGAAUAUCCAGGGCCUGCUCAAGGUCGCGGCCGACAACGCGAGGCAGCAGGAAAGGCAAAUCAACUACGAGAAAGCCGAGUUGAAGAUGGACGUUCUCCGAGAGAGGGAGGUUAAGGACAGCCUCGAGCGACAGCUUCAGGACGAGCAGAAGGUUCGAGGUGAGUGGAGUCGAUAGAUGCUCGGGACCGAU